Molecule: messenger RNA, 1107 nt
Organism: Plenodomus lingam JN3
Lineage: Eukaryota; Fungi; Ascomycota; Dothideomycetes; Pleosporales; Leptosphaeriaceae
Source: RefSeq, a predicted model, not a curated record
AUGUCAUCGGCAGCCCUAAUUGUUUCUCUCGUCUUAAUCAUUCUAAUUAAGUCGAGAUGGAAGGAAGUCCUUGCUGCUACUUCUACAGCAUCGGUCACCGGUUGGAGUAGUCUUGUGACUGGCCAAAUAACCGUGUGGACCGUUGCUUGCGCCAGCCAGAUGAUACUGUAUCUGUCACAACUGUGGCAUCCCAGUGCGCCAACAGUGCAACAGAUUCUUACUUCUGGUCCACGAGAUUCCGUCAUGUCAGAGUGCCGCUCAACUAGGCCGGGCAAUCUCUACAUACCUGAACACCCUCAUGCUGUCAUGACUCUAGGCGCGCUACCGUCUCCGACCUUUUCUACACGCUCCUCGCAAUCGCUCAAAUCAUUUCGAGACUCAUUACGACACGUCGUUCGCCCCAUAACUUCCCGGUCUACACUGAUCAGCCGGCAAUCGGCCAGCCGGCAAUCGGCCAGUCGGGAGGCUCGCAGUAUCCAUUCGGAUCGACAAUCCAUCGAUAACACAUCUCACCCAGACCCUUUUGACAGCUGGGACACAAGUAGCGUCAGCUUGCAAGCACGGGAUGCAGUGAUGCAGACCGCGCCAUAUAAGGGCACAACAUUAGAACCAAUCCCUGGGAGUCGGCCUAACUCGCCAGCACGAGCUCUUGAUGGGCCUUUUCUUUCCGAACUGCCAGAAGAAGAGGUGGAGAGUUUGACGCCGCCGCCAAAGAUGAUGCCAGACACAUCACGGCCCCCGAGUCCAGCUGUGAGCGAAGCCCAUAUCCAUCCUCUUUUCAGGACCGCUACACCAGAGCCAGCGCCCAUCACUACCAUGGGCACCAGUAUCAUAGCCAGUCCUUUGGCGAGCCAAGCUAUUGCUUGCCCAGCACCAACUUUCAAUCGUAUGCGAUCAAACAGCCGUGGAGCUGCUCCAAGCCCGCUCCAUCAGGCUCGUAGUUUUACUCGGGAUCGGGCUGCAAGCCUGUCGACAUGUUCCAGAAGUUCCUCCCCACCCCGUCGAGGCAUGACACCUCCUAUUCCAGACUUCAUUCUGAACUCUUCGCCUAGAAGUAGCAUGAGCGGGUCUCGGCGAGUGAACCUUCAACAUCCUGCGGAUCGAUGA